AUGAGCAAAGGAAUAUACGAUUCCGAUGAGGAACUGUUCUUUGAGCCUCCCAAACUAUCAUCUUAUAGCAUGGCGAUCCUUAACGAAAAUAAGGAAAAUAUUUUGGCAGACCUUGAUAAUCAGGUAAUACCCGGGAUGGAAGAUCAGCACCAACCAGAGGAUAUUCUUGAUAAGGAUUCGGAUCUGAGAAUGAUGGACCCAAAUGAAGAUAACGAUUUGGUUCUAGCGGAUAUUGAAACAUCAUCACCAGCUCUCUUGAAAAAGGAGAACCAGCAACAUUAUAUUCAGCAACAACAACAACAACAACAGCAGCAUCAUAAAAGACUGUCACUUCCCAGAAAACGCUCAACUAUUGGUAUACCCAGUAGGGUGCACAAUCCUUUAGGACAUCCGAGAAGAGUUUCAAGCAGAAAGAGCAGCGGUGAUAAAAUGAGUUAUAAAGAUAGCAAUACAAAUAUUGAUAAUGAAAAUAUUCAAAAAGAUUCACAGAAGGAUAAUAAUGAAGCAGAAACAGCUAGAAGUCUUAGCUCACAUUCACAGGCAAGUCAUGAGAUUCAAAAUAAUCAUAAUACUAGCACCAAUGAAACCAGCGUUUAUGGAGAUAACAUUGAUUUUAAGAAUAAUAUAGGAAACCCAAAUUUUAUUUUUUCGCAUGAAACUUUGGUGGAAAAUGGGUAUGAAAAAAAUAUCGAUCCUCAGAAUGCACUCAAAUCAAAAACCCGCAAUACUAAUGAUUAUGAAGAACAGUAUCGUAAUAAUCAUGCUUUUGAAAACGAACAAGAACUUUACGAACAGCUACGAAAAGAUAGACUAUUGCAAGAAGAAUUAGAGAAGAAAAAGAUGGAAGAGUUGGAAAGAUCCAAAAAGGAGGAACAUCUUGAACAAAUGAGACUACAACGGGAACUCCAAGUACAAAAACAAAUUGAAGAAGAGAGAAUUGAAAGAGAUAAAAUGCUCUCGAAACAAAAUGAACAACAAAAUCAGCGGCAGCAGCGACAACAGCGACAACAGCCAAUUGAACAACAACAAAUUGAACAGCGGAACAGUGAGCAGCGGCAUCUUCAAAACGAUAGAAAUGAUAUAGAAUAUGCAAACGAUAAUAAGGAAAACAUGCCAGCUCAAAAGGUAUCUUUUGCUCAAAAACAGCGAGAGGCAUAUAAUGUGGUCACAGAAACUAUUCCUUUGAAACCGGAAUAUAACGAGAUCCAGCAGCAUAAUAUGAUAAUGGUGAACAAGGUAAGCUUUGAGAUACUUGAACUAAUCGGUAAAGGUGGAUCCUCAAAAGUUUAUAAAGUGAAAAAUAAAUCAAAUAAUAAGUUAUAUGCUCUCAAGAAGGUUCUAUUUGAUGAAUUUGAUGAAUCAAGUGCUGAAGGAUUCAAAGGGGAAAUUGAUCUAUUGGUCAAAUUGAGAGAAAAAAAGAGGGUUGUUCGACUAGUUGAUUAUUCGUUGACUAGUGGAUGCUUAUAUUUGGUAAUGGAAUGUGGGGAUGUUGAUUUUGCCCGCGUAUUAGGCAGUAGGUUGAAACUAUCACUAGACUUUGACGCUGUCAGAUUCUAUGCAAAAGAAUUAUUAAGAUGUGUUCAAGAAGUCCAUGAUGCAGAUAUCGUGCAUUCGGAUUUGAAACCUGCUAAUUUUUUAUUUGUGAAAGGAACUCUUAAACUCAUAGACUUUGGGAUAUCUAAUGUUGUGCCUGAUCAUACCGUUAAUAUUUAUCGUGACUCACAAAUUGGGACACCUAACUAUAUGGCUCCAGAGGCUUUAGUAGCAGCCAGCAAUAACAAUAAUGAGGGUACAUGGAAGGUUGGCAAACCUUCAGAUGUUUGGUCAUGUGGAUGCAUUAUUUACCAAAUGAUUUACGGUAGGCCACCAUAUGGCCAAUAUAAUGGUCACCAAAGAAUUCUUGCAAUCAUGAAUCCCGAAGUUGACAUCAAUUACCCCGAUAAGGGAUUAGGGGAUGUCAAAGUACCAAAAUCGCUAAUGCAAUUAAUAAAAUCGUGUUUAACUAGAGAUCCAAAGAAAAGACUGACGAUCCAUGAAUUGUUGGAUGGUCCAUUUCUAAAUCCAAGAAUCGUCACACACCAAUUCUUGCAAGACUUGAUAGGCUCAGCCAUAGGAUACGGAAAAACACAUGAAGAACCAAGUAAAGAAGAGCUUAAUGAAAUUGCAUUGGAUGUAUGGAAUAGAAUUGUGGGAUUGAAUUACUAA
Molecule: messenger RNA, 2205 nt
Organism: Saccharomycopsis crataegensis
Lineage: Eukaryota; Fungi; Ascomycota; Saccharomycetes; Ascoideales; Saccharomycopsidaceae
Gene: MPS1
Product: serine/threonine/tyrosine protein kinase MPS1
Exons: 1
Coding region: 1-2205 (734 amino acids)
Biological process (GO): protein localization to kinetochore; meiotic spindle assembly checkpoint signaling; mitotic spindle assembly checkpoint signaling
Cellular component (GO): nucleus; kinetochore
Molecular function (GO): protein serine/threonine/tyrosine kinase activity; ATP binding; protein serine/threonine kinase activity
Source: RefSeq, a predicted model, not a curated record